Molecule: messenger RNA, 396 nt
Organism: Syzygium oleosum
Lineage: Eukaryota; Viridiplantae; Streptophyta; Magnoliopsida; Myrtales; Myrtaceae
Product: putative EG45-like domain containing protein 1
Exons: 2
Coding region: 1-396 (131 amino acids)
Biological process (GO): systemic acquired resistance
Cellular component (GO): apoplast; cell wall
Source: RefSeq, a predicted model, not a curated record
AUGGCAGCUAAUCACAUUGUCUUUGUCCUAACCUUAUUUGCUCUUGUGUUUUCCUCCAUUCCAUUGGCGAUUCUAGCUGAUUCGGGCACGGCAACGUUUUACCAGCAAUACGUUCCUUCGGCAUGCUAUGGAAACCAGCCUCAGGGCACAAUGAUAGCCGCGGCGAGCGACACUUUUUGGGCUGGCGGGGCCGUCUGUGGGAAAAAGUAUCGGGUAACGUGCACCGGCGCUGCCUACGCAGGUAUUCAGAACCCGUGCUUGGGCAGGUCGGUCGUGGUGAAGAUUGUCGACCAUUGCCCGGCCGGGUGCACCGGCUCCAUUGACCUCUCGAAAGAAGCUUUUGCGACCAUCGCGAACCCAGUUGCUGGCAUAGUAAAAGUGACCUAUGAUCGGUAA